This is a messenger RNA of Nematostella vectensis (starlet sea anemone), 6999 nucleotides long. RefSeq lists its product as uncharacterized. The transcript is spliced from 36 exons. Lineage: Eukaryota; Metazoa; Cnidaria; Anthozoa; Actiniaria; Edwardsiidae. The record is from RefSeq and is a predicted model, not a curated record. The coding region runs from base 18 to 5237 and encodes 1739 amino acids.
UGGGAGUCCUGUGAAUAAUGGAGCAACUAGAAGGGCUAUGUAAAACUUUUCAGAUGGCUCUGGUAUUUAUUUUCGGGUUUUAUCAAGUCGAUCUUGUUCUCAGUACCUGCCGAAAUUUGGAGAUCUUGAAGUGCAUUGAAAAUAAAUCCAUGACGGACGAAAACAUCCUGCGAGCCAUAGUUAUAGGUGGGGACCAGACAUGCGAAAUCCAAUGUUACAAUGAUCUUAGCUGUCUCUCCUACAACAUCGGCGAACAAGACGCAAAUGGUAAAAGAACGUGUGAACUCAGCUUUACUGAUCACGCGAUGAACGCAACCGGCUUAGUGCCCAGGCCGGGAUUCAGCUAUUGUCCUUUUAAGAAUCCUUGCGAGUUCAGUCCAUGCCCUGACGAUCGUGAAUGUUACCCAUUGAUGGAAAAGAACGUGGAGGAGUACGUCUGCUUGGAAGGCUGCAGCCCAGGAAAGCCCCUCGGCCUUCAGUCUGGAGAGAUUCCUGACUCCGCGAUGACCUCUUCGUCCUAUUAUGAUAGGUUGCAUGGCCCCGAGAGAGGACGACUCAACUUUACAAACACCGACCCCACCGUCGGCUGGUGGCCAGAGGCCUGGUGCGCAGGAAGAAAUGCAGUCGGCGAGUACCUGCAAGUGGAUAUCGGAAGAGAGGUGCUGCUAACCAUGGUUGCGACACAAGGCAGGGGAGAUUACCCCCAGUGGGUCACAUCGUACGAGUUGAGCCACAGUAGGGAUGGUCAAGCUUGGACUCCUUACUACGCUAAACAGGGGCACGCAAAAGUAUUCCUUGGCAACUAUAAACAGACCACCGUGGUCUCUCAUCAGCUACGCUACCACCCAAAAGUACGCUACGUCCGCAUCAUCGCUCGGACCUGGAAUGGGCACAUCUCCCUGCGAGCUGAGCUGUAUGGAUGUGGUCUAAUGGCUCUGGUCUUUAUUUUCGGGUUUUAUCAAGUCGAUCUUGUUCUCAGUACCUGCCGAAAUUUGGAGAUCUUGAAGUGCAUUGAAAAUAAAUCCAUGACGGACGAAAACAUCCUGCGAGCCAUAGUUAUAGGUGCGGACCAGACAUGCGAAAUCCAAUGUUACAAUGAUUUUAGCUGUCUCUCCUACAACAUCGGCGAACAAGAUGCAAAUGGUAAAAGAACGUGUGAACUCAGCUUUACUGAUCACGCGAUGAACGCAACCGGCUUAGUGCCCAGGCCGGGAUUAAGCUAUUGUCCUUUUAAGAAUCCUUGCGAGUUCAGUCCAUGCCCUGACGAUCGUGAAUGUUACCCAUUGAUGGAAAAGAACGUGGAGGAGUACGUCUGCUUGGAAGGCUGCAGCCCAGGAAAGCCCCUCGGCCUUCAGUCUGGAGAGAUUCCUGACUCCGCGAUGACCUCUUCGUCCUAUUAUGGUAGGAUGUAUGGCCCCGAGAGAGGACGGCUCAACUUUACAAACACCUGGUGGCCAGAGGCCUGGAGCGCAGGAAGAAAUGCAGUCGGCGAGUACCUGCAGGUGGAUAUCGGAAGAGAGGUGCUGCUAACCAAGGUUGCGACACAAGGCAGGGGAGAUUACCCCCAGUGGGUCACAUCGUACGAGUUGAGCCACAGUAGGGAUGGUCAAGCUUGGACUCCUUACUACGCUAAACAGGGGCACGCAAAAGUAUUCCUUGGCAACUAUAAACAGACCACCGUGGUCUCUCAUCAGCUACGCUACCACCCAAAAGUACGCUACGUCCGCAUCAUCGCUCGGACCUGGAAUGGGCACAUCUCCCUGCGAGCUGAGCUGUAUGGAUGUGGUCUAAUGGCUCUGGUCUUUAUUUUCGGGUUUUAUCAAGUCGAUCUUGUUCUCAGUACCUGCCGAAAUUUGGAGAUCUUGAAGUGCAUUGAAAAUAAAUCCAUGACGGACGAAAACAUCCUGCGAGCCAUAGUUAUAGGUGCGGACCAGACAUGCGAAAUCCAAUGUUACAAUGAUUUUAGCUGUCUCUCCUACAACAUCGGCGAACAAGACGCAAAUGGUAAAAGAACGUGUGAACUCAGCUUUACUGAUCACGCGAUGAACGCAACCGGCUUAGUGCCCAGGCCGGGAUUAAGCUAUUGUCCUUUUAAGAAUCCUUGCGAGUUCAGUCCAUGCCCUGACGAUCGUGAAUGUUACCCAUUGAUGGAAAAGAACGUGGAGGAGUACGUCUGCUUGGAAGGCUGCAGCCCAGGAAAGCCCCUCGGCCUUCAGUCUGGAGAGAUUCCUGACUCCGCGAUGACCUCUUCGUCCUAUUAUGGUAGGAUGUAUGGCCCCGAGAGAGGACGGCUCAACUUUACAAACACCUGGUGGCCAGAGGCCUGGAGCGCAGGAAGAAAUGCAGUCGGCGAGUACCUGCAGGUGGAUAUCGGAAGAGAGGUGCUGCUAACCAAGGUUGCGACACAAGGCAGGGGAGAUUACCCCCAGUGGGUCACAUCGUACGAGUUGAGCCACAGUAGGGAUGGUCAAGCUUGGACUCCUUACUACGCUAAACAGGGGCACGCAAAAGUAUUCCUUGGCAACUAUAAACAGACCACCGUGGUCUCUCAUCAGCUACGCUACCACCCAAAAGUACGCUACGUCCGCAUCAUCGCUCGGACCUGGAAUGGGCACAUCUCCCUGCGAGCUGAGCUGUAUGGAUGUGGUCUAAUGGCUCUGGUCUUUAUUUUCGGGUUUUAUCAAGUCGAUCUUGUUCUCAGUACCUGCCGAAAUUUGGAGAUCUUGAAGUGCAUUGAAAAUAAAUCCAUGACGGACGAAAACAUCCUGCGAGCCAUAGUUAUAGGUGCGGACCAGACAUGCGAAAUCCAAUGUUACAAUGAUUUUAGCUGUCUCUCCUACAACAUCGGCGAACAAGACGCAAAUGGUAAAAGAACGUGUGAACUCAGCUUUACUGAUCACGCGAUGAACGCAACCGGCUUAGUGCCCAGGCCGGGAUUAAGCUAUUGUCCUUUUAAGAAUCCUUGCGAGUUCAGUCCAUGCCCUGACGAUCGUGAAUGUUACCCAUUGAUGGAAAAGAACGUGGAGGAGUACGUCUGCUUGGAAGGCUGCAGCCCAGGAAAGCCCCUCGGCCUUCAGUCUGGAGAGAUUCCUGACUCCGCGAUGACCUCUUCGUCCUAUUAUGGUAGGAUGUAUGGCCCCGAGAGAGGACGGCUCAACUUUACAAACACCUGGUGGCCAGAGGCCUGGAGCGCAGGAAGAAAUGCAGUCGGCGAGUACCUGCAGGUGGAUAUCGGAAGAGAGGUGCUGCUAACCAAGGUUGCGACACAAGGCAGGGGAGAUUACCCCCAGUGGGUCACAUCGUACGAGUUGAGCCACAGUAGGGAUGGUCAAGCUUGGACUCCUUACUACGCUAAACAGGGGCACGCAAAAGUAUUCCUUGGCAACUAUAAACAGACCACCGUGGUCUCUCAUCAGCUACGCUACCACCCAAAAGUACGCUACGUCCGCAUCAUCGCUCGGACCUGGAAUGGGCACAUCUCCCUGCGAGCUGAGCUGUAUGGAUGUGGUCUAAUGGCUCUGGUCUUUAUUUUCGGGUUUUAUCAAGUCGAUCUUGUUCUCAGUACCUGCCGAAAUUUGGAGAUCUUGAAGUGCAUUGAAAAUAAAUCCAUGACGGACGAAAACAUCCUGCGAGCCAUAGUUAUAGGUGCGGACCAGACAUGCGAAAUCCAAUGUUACAAUGAUUUUAGCUGUCUCUCCUACAACAUCGGCGAACAAGAUGCAAAUGGUAAAAGAACGUGUGAACUCAGCUUUACUGAUCACGCGAUGAACGCAACCGGCUUAGUGCCCAGGCCGGGAUUAAGCUAUUGUCCUUUUAAGAAUCCUUGCGAGUUCAGUCCAUGCCCUGACGAUCGUGAAUGUUACCCAUUGAUGGAAAAGAACGUGGAGGAGUACGUCUGCUUGGAAGGCUGCAGCCCAGGAAAGCCCCUCGGCCUUCAGUCUGGAGAGAUUCCUGACUCCGCGAUGACCUCUUCGUCCUAUUAUGGUAGGAUGUAUGGCCCCGAGAGAGGACGGCUCAACUUUACAAACACCUGGUGGCCAGAGGCCUGGAGCGCAGGAAGAAAUGCAGUCGGCGAGUACCUGCAGGUGGAUAUCGGAAGAGAGGUGCUGCUAACCAAGGUUGCGACACAAGGCAGGGGAGAUUACCCCCAGUGGGUCACAUCGUACGAGUUGAGCCACAGUAGGGAUGGUCAAGCUUGGACUCCUUACUACGCUAAACAGGGGCACGCAAAAGUAUUCCUUGGCAACUAUAAACAGACCACCGUGGUCUCUCAUCAGCUACGCUACCACCCAAAAGUACGCUACGUCCGCAUCAUCGCUCGGACCUGGAAUGGGCACAUCUCCCUGCGAGCUGAGCUGUAUGGAUGUGGUCUAAUGGCUCUGGUCUUUAUUUUCGGGUUUUAUCAAGUCGAUCUUGUUCUCAGUACCUGCCGAAAUUUGGAGAUCUUGAAGUGCAUUGAAAAUAAAUCCAUGACGGACGAAAACAUCCUGCGAGCCAUAGUUAUAGGUGCGGACCAGACAUGCGAAAUCCAAUGUUACAAUGAUUUUAGCUGUCUCUCCUACAACAUCGGCGAACAAGACGCAAAUGGUAAAAGAACGUGUGAACUCAGCUUUACUGAUCACGCGAUGAACGCAACCGGCUUAGUGCCCAGGCCGGGAUUAAGCUAUUGUCCUUUUAAGAAUCCUUGCGAGUUCAGUCCAUGCCCUGACGAUCGUGAAUGUUACCCAUUGAUGGAAAAGAACGUGGAGGAGUACGUCUGCUUGGAAGGCUGCAGCCCAGGAAAGCCCCUCGGCCUUCAGUCUGGAGAGAUUCCUGACUCCGCGAUGACCUCUUCGUCCUAUUAUGGUAGGAUGUAUGGCCCCGAGAGAGGACGGCUCAACUUUACAAACACCUGGUGGCCAGAGGCCUGGAGCGCAGGAAGAAAUGCAGUCGGCGAGUACCUGCAGGUGGAUAUCGGAAGAGAGGUGCUGCUAACCAAGGUUGCGACACAAGGCAGGGGAGAUUACCCCCAGUGGGUCACAUCGUACGAGUUGAGCCACAGUAGGGAUGGUCAAGCUUGGACUCCUUACUACGCUAAACAGGGGCACGCAAAAGUAUUCCCCGGCAACUAUAAACAGACCAGCGUGGUCUCUCAUCAGCUACGCUACCACCCAAGAGUACGCUACGUCCGCAUCAUCGUUAAGACCUGGCAUAAUCACAUCUCCCUGCGAGCUGAGCUGUAUGGAUGUGGUCUAUAAGAUGCUGUCCUGCAUGACUGAUAUUUGUAUAGUAUAGUGUGGACCUGGCAUAGGCACAUCUCCCUGCGAGCUGAGCUGUAUGGAUGUGAUCUAUUAGAUGCUGUCCUGUCUGACUGCUAUUUGUAUAGUAUAGUGUGGACCUGGCAUGGGUACAUCUCCCUGCGAGCUGAGCUGUAUGGAUGUGGUCUAUAAGAUUCUGUCCUGUCUGUCUGAUAUUUGUAUAGUAUAGUGUGGACCUGACGUAGGCACAUCUCCCUGCGAGCUGAGCUGUAUGGAUGUGAUCUAUAAGAUGCUGUCCUGUCUGACUGAUAUUUGUAUAGUAUUGUGUGGACCUGUGCUGAGCUGGUCUAUAAGAUGCUGUCCUGUCUGUCUGAUAUUUGUAUAGUAUAGUGUGGACCUAGCAUAGGUACAUCUCCCUGUGAGCUAAGCUGUAUCGAUGUGGUAUACAACAAGAUACUGUCCUACUCCCGGUCUAGUCAAUCGUUAAAAAUCGAUACCGCAACCGAUAAAGAUCGAUAAUAGCUGAUUGAUUUUUAUCUAUUGAAUUCAAAAAUCGCUAAAAAUCGACCACACUUUUUAAUGAUUUUGAACGAUUUCUCAUAGUUAGAUAAAGUGAACUAAAAUGAUCAAGACAUUAUCAACUUGACUUGGUUUAGCUGCCAAUGCUAAGUCUUGUUCAGCCUGCAAUGCAGUCGUUUUUAUAUUCUUUCCUGCCUCCCCGCCUCGUUUUUAAUUUUUGCUCAAAAGCCAAUGCUACGAAACACCUGCACUUCGGGCUAAAAAAUGUGCUCAUGUCUCUCUCCACAUUUGUUAGUUUGCUUUUUUGGCCCUUCUCUCGUGGAUAACAACGUUUUUCUAAGCUUCCGUUAAAAUUUGAAAAAGAAAUUCGAUAUUAUCGAUUUUCGCACCCUAAUUUUCCCUAGAGAUUUUUAACCAUUUCAAGUAUGAAUCAUUUUGUUUCGAUAUCGAUUUUUAACGAUUGACUAGACCGGGCCUACUGUCUGAUUAUUGUAUAGUAUAGUUUGGACUUUGCACAAAGCACACGUCUCCCUGCGAGCUGUAUGGAUGAGAUCUAUAAGAUUCUGUCCUGUCUGACUGAUAUUUGCAUAGUAUAGUAUGGACCUGGUAUGGCCACGUCUCCCUGCAAGCUGAGCUGUAUAGAUGAGAUCGAUAAGAUGAUGUUAUAUCUAACUGGUAUAAGAAUGAUAUAAUUGUGUACCUGGCAUAGGACAUCUCCCUGCGAGCUGAACUGUAUGGGUGUGGUAUAAAAGAUGCUGUCCUGUCUGUCUGAUAUGGGUAUAGUAUAGUGCACACCUGGCAUAGGUACAUCUCCCUGCGAGCUGAAUGAACGUGCUCUGUAAAAUGUGAAAUAACGCUGCACAGCCACAUUUCAUUUACCAUCAAAUAUUGUGCAAAAGCUUUGGCCUCCAAAAGCAGCCAAAUUAAAAGAGAUUUGUUUAUGCGAUAAACAUUCGCAUACACCCUUAAGCACCCUUAGAAAUCGUGAAUCCGCUAUAGUGAUAUGCACUGUAAAUACUUCUCAGCUAAGUCCCACGUAUUCUCACCCUGGUUUCUGGUCGAGACUCCUGUGGUCGGUAAGAGUUUGACGUCACAGGAACACAUCGUCUCAGACCCCACGCUGAUGCCUGACAGUUCAUCUCCUAAGAAAACCCGGAAAGAAGGCCUUGGGCUGGGCUGAGUAUUCUGAUAUCUCUGACUGCAGACACCGGGCAUUAUAGAAAUAAAAUGGUCACAACUGUCA